Molecule: messenger RNA, 2013 nt
Organism: Erythranthe guttata (spotted monkey flower)
Lineage: Eukaryota; Viridiplantae; Streptophyta; Magnoliopsida; Lamiales; Phrymaceae
Molecular function (GO): lipid binding
Source: RefSeq, a predicted model, not a curated record
AGAUUGAAUCUUUUUUUCCAUGCAACGAUCACUGUCUCUAGUUUCUUCAAAGUCGGUUUUUUUGGUUGUCUUCUUCACCACUACUUUGAAUUUUUAAGCUCGUGUAUGUAUACAGCAGCAGCAGUUAAUUCUAUGGAGUGAAAUUAAACCGGGCCCACACUCCAAUUUUUUCUACCGCUUUCUCUCAGCCGCAUCCUUAUCCUGUAUUUGGAUUUUUGUUAUUUACUUUAUAUCCUGCAAAAAACCCACCACUUAAAAUUCAAUAUAAAUAACCAUUCUUUAAUCUCUUUGCUUCAUAUAUAAUUAUAAUAAUCCUUUCUUAUCCAUUCUCUUUUAUUUUCGCCCCUCUUUCUACUUUGGGAGGGGGGUUUUGAUACUCUGAUUCAAUCUUGUUUCUUGAAACCCUCGAUUGUGCUUUCAAAUUCUGCUUCUUUUUAUCCGAUUGAAUCGAGGGUUUUCUUGAUUUUUUGAUUUUUUUUUUUCUUGAUUUUUAUUUCGGUUCAUAUGGCUUUGGUUUCUGCUUUUCUUGAGAUUUUACAAAGACCCAAUUUCGGAGAUGUGAUUUUUGAGCUGAUGGUGUUCACUACGCCCAUUUGGGUAGCUGUUUUUGUUGGUGUUUUGUUGGGUUGGGCGUGGAAACCUAAUUGGGCUAAUCUCAAUUUGGAUUUUCUUGAUUCUGCUGCAAAAAAUAAUAAAGGAGAUGCAAACAAUUCAUCCUUGUCUUCGACUAAUUCGGGCCCCGAUUACAGUUCGUCGAAUUCGGAGAAUGGAAAAUCGAAUCUUGUGAAUGAGGAUGAUCUUAAGCAUUUGCAUAAGCUAGUCGAAGAGAAAGACGGCGGGCCCGCUUGGAUUCAGAUGAUGGAUCGGUCAACGUCGAAUAUGAGCUACCAAGCUUGGAGAAGAGAUCCUCCGGUUGGACCCCCACAAUAUCGUAGUAGAACUAUUUACGAAGAUGCCACUCCGGAAAUGUUGAGGGACUUCUUUUGGGACGAUGAGUUUAGAUCGAAAUGGGAUGAUAUGCUUUUACAUGCCCAAACUUUGGAGGAAUGUCCUGCUACCGGCCAAAUGGUUGUUCAGUGGGUACGAAAGUUUCCCUUUUUUUGUAGUGACAGAGAAUACAUCAUCGGACGUCGAAUUUGGGAAUCCGAACGAACUUAUUACUGUAUUACAAAGGGUGUUCCAUGCUCCUCCGUACCUCGUCGCAACAAACCAAGAAGAGUCGAUUUGUACUAUUCUAGUUGGUUCAUUCGCGCAGCGGAAUCAAAGAGAGACGGGCGAAUGACUGCGUGUGAGGUUGUACUCUUCCACCACGAAGACAUGGGCAUUCCUUGGGAAAUAGCUAAACUCGGUAUCCGUCAAGGCAUGUGGGGCGCCGUCAAGAAAAUCGACCCCGGUUUGCGCGCCUACCAAAACCAAAGGGCAUUAUCGGAAAUUCCGCUCUCGCCCAGUGCUUCAAUGGCCCAAAUAAACACCAAAGCCAAUCUCGUCUCCCUACAAGAAGAAGAAAAAAAAGAAUCCCAAGAGACGAGCAGCACCGCAAUUGGCCCAUCCAAGGGCGAAAACGUAAUUUCACCCGACAAGCAGCCGUCGGGGAGGAGCUUCCAGAAGAUUCUAGUUGUCGGCGGCGCAAUUGCCCUCGCUUGCUCCCUCGAUCGAGGGCUUCUUACGAAGGCGGUUAUAUUCGGAGUCGCGAGAAGAUUUGCCAAAACGGGUAAAAGGCUGUGAUUACUAAGGAUAUAUACAUGUUUGUCCUUAUUUAGGGGAUGAUGCAAGGAAGAGAUCGAAGAUGGCGCGGAGGCAACUUUUAUUUUUAUUAUAGAUAUGUAAGUUCCGGUAGUGAAAUUCCUUGACGGGAAAAUAACAUUAUACGCAGAUCCAAAUCUGUGUCUAUUUUCUUUUUUCGUUAUUGUUUUUGUCGCCGAUGGUUCGUGAAAAUGUGUUGAUGUUUCUUGACUAUGAUAUAUACAUGAUGAAAACUGCCUCCCUCUUUGGAAUCAAUUUCUGUGAUUUGGU